GCGAACUACCAACUUUUCCGUAAUUAAGUCCUUGUCGUAGGCGCCUUUGACUGAUCUGAAUAAACUGCCAAAAAUAUCACCGAGGCGACUGGAUAAAAUGCCAGCUGAGCCCUAUUAUCACAGUCAGACAUUUUUCUCGCUCGUGAUCUGAUGAUCGUAACGAUGACCUUCAAGGUGUUUACGCUGCUUGUUUUCCUGUUCGCUUUGCUUGGAUUCUCGGGCGUAUCUCAGGCCCAAGAUUAUGGGUGUAUAAUGAGCCCUAAAAAGUGCAACAUAAAUGGGGUAAGUGUAAUCGACCAAAUCGAGUGCUAAAGCUAUUCAAUUCUCAAGGUUUUAGACAUUUGUAGACGGUAAUUCUCAGAAAAAUCCCAGAAACUAGCAAUGUUUGACACUUUUCUCCAAUCGAAAAGAAAAUAAAAAGCAACCGAUAAAAAAAGGUCAAGGUCUGCACAGAAAGUAAUGGAAAACAUUUAAUAAUUGCGCUCUAGAAUUGGAGAAUCCUAGUAAAAGGACUUUCCUAAGUUACAGUAACUCCACUUGUAGUAUUGUAGGCUUUUAACAGAUGUCUUUUGGAAGAAUGGAAGAUUUCUUUUGAAAGGAAUCUUCUCAGUUGCAGUAACUCCACUUACAUAGCAUUCGACAUACUGUAGGCUUAUGUCAGAUGUUUUUUCAUUUUGUCACAAUUGUGGUACAAAGAAACAAUUCUAAGCCCCCAUCAAAAAUCGAACUUAUGACCUUCGGGAUCUGCGCUACAGUGCUCUAUAUCCAGAGCCUGUGCGGUGUGGAGCUAGGCCAUUACAAGGUUCACGCGUCCUACAUAUUCUAAGAUCAGCAAUGUUGAGAGCUUUGUGUAAACAAAUAGAAUGAGGAAAAUAGUAAAUUAUAUGCAUCGUUAUAAAUUUAGAAAGAUAUUUUUUCGUCUUACUAUGAGUGUGGGAGUUCCUGCGAGAAAUCGCAUCUUUGGAGGCUUCUUCAUGAUUCUCUUUCUUUACAGAUACGAGAUGACCCGGAUCUUUCACCGCAGAUCCCUCUAAACGAGUACAGACGAAACAAGUUGUCGCGUUUAGAAGAAUUCCUGCGAAACAAACGAAACCGCUUUGUUGAUGAUGUCAUGCUGAAUGAGGAAUAGCCAUGUUGUACCAAUCUUGUCAAAAGAAAAGGAACCGUGCCGCUCGUUAACGAAGACUCUGUAUAAUUUAAAGCUAAAUUUAAGACACAUCAAGCUGGUAAACAAGUCUCAAAAAUGAAUAAAGAGGAAAAAAAUACAUUUAUUUCAUUUCUCGUAGGACAUCCUCAAGUUUGGAAAAUUUAACUUGAACCAAUUAACUCUCUCUAAGAAGUCAUCUUUGAGAAAACUUCAAGAGGAAUAAAUGCUUGCUGAUUACUUUAUUCAAAUUUCUUUGGACUCUUAGACAGGUGAAUUUAUUGCAAAUGACUAACAAAGAUUGUCAUUACUUUCGAAGAUCUUCGAAGAAAUGAACGAAGUUUUUUUCGUUCCAGAAAAAAAUAUAAAAGAUUUAGCAUGUUUGGAGCUGGAAGAUGUGUAGAGCAACAGUAAUACCAUUAAAAGAGUAGUUGACAGAGAAAUUCAGGCACAGCUUAUUCGGAAAGAACCGAAUUAUAAACAAUUUGAUCCAAGAAAAAGAUUCUUCGUGUAGCGCUUUCUGGAAAAUGAAAUAUUUAAUGUAGCUCAGCUUCUAGAACGGUC
Pocillopora meandrina is the source of this 1708-nucleotide messenger RNA. NCBI's taxonomy places the organism in Eukaryota, Metazoa, Cnidaria, Anthozoa, Scleractinia, Pocilloporidae. The record is from the annotation of a GenBank genome assembly.